AUGAGCGCUUUAGAAAUUCCCUCCCAAAGUUUUGAAGUCAGUGAUGUCGAUGAGCCAGGUUUUGCUUGUACAAUCAAGAUGUAUCAACAAAAUUCACCGGCAAUCAUUACUAUGCCGUUGAUACGUGGUAUGGCCUACGCGACAUUUGAAUUUGUUUCUGCAACACCGCGUAUCUCCACUAUACAUUCUAUGCUUACAGUCAAUGGACGAGUCUCUGGUAAUAUGACUGGGAAGCGUUUCGAAAUAGCUCUCAACAAUAAUCAAACAUGGCUAUUGUAUGCUAUUGAUAGUGAUAUCACAUUAAACUUCAAUGAAAAUCAAUUCGUAGGCAUUGAGCCUGUGACUAAUGUCCUGCAUCUGGCUAAAAAACAAGCUGAAGCAUCAGCGAGUGCUGUGCUCGAUGCACAAGUUGGAGUGUAUCCCGUGGGCUGCCAACUACAGGCCAAUGUCACAAGAUUCCAAGGUUCAUACAUAUUCAAUUGGCAACUAAAAGGUGACCUGAGUAAGACUCUACUUCAUUUCACCUUUCCUCAUCAUCGGCAAAUUCUUUCGCCAGUUUGUUGUCAAAUCACAAAUGUUCGAGCCAUGUCGGCUAGUAAAGGUCUCAUGAUAGGCUAUCGGGCCAAUACAUGGAUACUGACAGAAAACUCUCUCUCUACUAUGGAUUUUCUAGCACCACGUUCACCAGCACCUCAAUAUAAAGACUUGAUUGUAGCAGAAUUGAAAAAGGAUCUUGUGAUUGCAACUAAUUUGACAGUGCCAGAUUAUUACUUUAUUGGAAAAGAGUUUCACAAAUAUGCUUUACUUUGCUUGUUAGCUGAAUACUAUCGAGAAACAGUUGAGUUGGAUCGAUGUAUGAGGAUACUUCAAGCAGGCUUUGAAGUGCUCAUUACGGGGAAAAAUACCAAUUCUCUACGCUACGACACAACGUGGUCCGGACUGGUCUCGUCAGCCGGCUUAGGGUAAGUUUGUCUUGCACUCAAGAAUUCUCAUACUAAAU
Molecule: messenger RNA, 1000 nt
Organism: Rotaria sp. Silwood1
Lineage: Eukaryota; Metazoa; Rotifera; Eurotatoria; Philodinida; Philodinidae
Source: the annotation of a GenBank genome assembly